GUCGGUUGUUUUGAAGGGUAUUUUAGCAAAUAAGAUAGAAAAUAGGUUGAAUAUCAUAGUCAGUUUUUUUUUUUUAUCUAGAUAAUGAAUUAUAAUUUUUUUGGUUAUCAUAGGGGGCAAUUUCUCUAUUUACUUUGUAGUGGUGGUUAUACUUGGGAGCAAGAGUAUUUGCUAUUUCUCAAUCGUCCGACUUAAUGGGCCUUUAGGCCCAUUACACGGCUCACUCUUAACUCAACUGAUAAGAUGUAAUGGAAGAUUUAAUUAUACUCUAUAAUCUUCUUCUGCACACUCUCUUGUUUCAUUCCGCCGUCGCCGUCGCCGUCGCCGUCUCCGUCGCCUCCUUGUUCGGUGAAAUCUACCCUCCUCGAAGUUUCCGAAGACUACCCAAAACUCUCUUUCUCACUUUAACCCUUAAUCUUCAGUGGACUGUUAUGUCCGAGAUGACAUCAAGAACCGCUGAUAUCCUGCGCGUAAGCUCGCAUCGCGAAGUCUACGAGCCCUGUGACGAUUCAUUUGCUCUAGUUGAUGCCUUACUCGCUGACCAAACCAACCUUAUAAACCACGAUCCCAAGGUUUGUAUGGAGAUUGGCUGCGGAAGCGGAUACGUCAUCACAUCACUCAUCCUCCUCCUCAAAGAGAAGCUUCCCAAUGUUCAUUACAUAGCCACAGACACAAACCAGAUCGCCGCAAGAGUGACAAACGAGACUUUACAAGCUCAUGGUGUCUCUGCUGAGGUUGUCUGCACGGACAUAGCUUCUUGCUUAGAGAAGAGACUCGCUGGGUUGGUAGAUGUGAUGGUGGUGAACCCUCCUUAUGUUCCAACGCCUGAGUAUGAGGUUGGUAUGGAAGGUAUAGCAUCUGCUUGGGCUGGAGGGGAGAAUGGGAGGAGUGUUAUCGAUAGAGUCUUGCCUGUUGUUGAUCGUUUGCUUUCUGAGAAGGGGUGGUUUUAUUUGGUGACGUUGACUUCUAAUUACCCGUCGGAGAUUUGUUUGGGGAUGAGGAAGAGAGGUUAUGCGUCGAGGAUCGUGGUUCAGAGGUCGACUGAAGAGGAGAAUCUUAUUAUACUUAAGUUCUGGAGAGAUAAAGAUGAGGAGGGUGUGGAUAAGGAGACGUCAUCAGAAUCGUUUGUGAAGCAGUUUUCGAGGUCUUUGUCAUCUUUUAUGGAGAAACAAUGGAGGUGAAAUGAUCUCAGCAGCAUUCUUUGUUACAACAACUUGCCAUGUUGCAAAGGCUCCUUUAAAGUCUAUGUUAACCGUGAAUUUUCUAGUGUUGGAUUGUAAUGAAGAUCCGGUUCUGUGUUGGUCCAUCGAUUUUGUAAAUUACUAAUUCGAAUUUGAUUAUAACUUCUUAGUAAAAGUUUAUAUAAGCGAACAUGAUUACAAAUCGAUUAAAAAGAAACUUGAUAUUGUUUUA
Molecule: messenger RNA, 1413 nt
Organism: Brassica rapa (field mustard)
Lineage: Eukaryota; Viridiplantae; Streptophyta; Magnoliopsida; Brassicales; Brassicaceae
Product: methyltransferase N6AMT1-like
Biological process (GO): methylation
Cellular component (GO): eRF1 methyltransferase complex
Molecular function (GO): S-adenosylmethionine-dependent methyltransferase activity; nucleic acid binding; protein methyltransferase activity
Source: RefSeq, a predicted model, not a curated record